AUGUUGAAAAUUGCUUCGACGCUGCCUGAAAAAUUCCGUGCUGUGUUUUUACAUCCCGCAGGCCCGACUACUGUAUUUUUCUGGGCGCCGUCGUUUAAAUGGGGUUUGGUACUAGCAGGCAUAGGGGAUGUUAAACGACCUCCGGAUACAAUUUCUCUCAGUCAAACCGCGAGUCUUAUGCUUACAGGGGCUAUAUGGUCCAGAUUCUCAUUGGUAAUAAUACCCAAGAAUUAUAAUUUGUUCAGCGUCAACAUAUUCACAUGCGGCACGGGAGCAUACAAUUUCAUCAGAGGAUUGAUGUAUCAAAUGAAGCAGAAAUAA
This is a messenger RNA of Linepithema humile (Argentine ant), 321 nucleotides long. RefSeq names its product mitochondrial pyruvate carrier 2-like. Gene Ontology annotation, cellular component: mitochondrial inner membrane. The record is from RefSeq and is a predicted model, not a curated record. NCBI's taxonomy places the organism in Eukaryota, Metazoa, Arthropoda, Insecta, Hymenoptera, Formicidae. Gene Ontology annotation, molecular function: pyruvate transmembrane transporter activity. Gene Ontology annotation, biological process: pyruvate import into mitochondria.